This is a messenger RNA of Colletotrichum lupini, 168 nucleotides long. RefSeq lists its product as uncharacterized. Lineage: Eukaryota; Fungi; Ascomycota; Sordariomycetes; Glomerellales; Glomerellaceae. The coding region runs from base 1 to 168 and encodes 55 amino acids. The record is from RefSeq and is a predicted model, not a curated record. The transcript is spliced from 2 exons.
AUGGCGUUGGUUUGCAUUCUGCCGUUUGGCAUGGAAGUCGGGCGCAAUGUCCUGGAUACCUUUGAAGCAUCGGGGCAAUCUGGCCCGUCAUGUCGAAAGCGUUCUUGUCUUGUAACCCGUCAUCUGCAACUGGCCACGGUCGGCAGUCCCUUUUUCGCUGGGGAUUAG